Chrysemys picta bellii (western painted turtle) is the source of this 2456-nucleotide messenger RNA. The record is from RefSeq and is a predicted model, not a curated record. Lineage: Eukaryota; Metazoa; Chordata; Testudines; Emydidae.
AUGAGCCUGGACUCCCUCUUCCAGCAAAUUCUCCUCACGGAGCAGCAAGCAGAGAAGAAGCGGCGCCUCAUGCACCAAGUUAAAUUAGACGUAAACAGAAGUCAUGAAAAAAUUAAGCAAAUAACAGAAGAGCUGAAUGAAGCAAAAAUAAAGUUAGAAACUAAGGUUCAACAGCUGUCUGAAAAGCUCUUCUACUUACAGCUUUUGAAGAAACGUGAAGACAUCUUAGAGAAAAAGAAAGUUGAACUUAUGAAUCAAAGGAGUAUUUUUCUCAAAAUCUUUUCAGAUACAAAGAGGAAAAUGAUUGAAGAAGAGGAGAAUUUUAUGAAGGAAAUCACAGAUUUUAACAAUGAGUAUGGACUAACAUGUAACAGAGAGCUUUUGAUUAGAAAAAAAGCCAAGACUGAAAUAUGUGACUUAGAAACUCAGGCAAAUAUUUUGAAAAAUGAAAUGGAGUCAAUGGAAUGUGAAAAUGUUCAGUUAAAUGCACUCCAGCUGCAGAAGAAUGAAUUAAAGCAGGAUUUAUUUACUCUCCAGAGCAAACUCAAAGAUACUGAAGAACAACUACGUGAAGCUGAAGACAUUACAAAAUGUUUAGAAGCAGAAAAAGUCAAAGUUAGUGAAAAGCCUCAGACUGACAUUGAAUGUUUAAGGAUUAAAAAAGAACUGGAAAUUUACAAAGGAGAUGACUUGGAGAAUGUUUGUGAAGCUCUUCAAACAGAAAUUGAAUUUCUGCAGAUGAAAUUAUCACAGAAGUCUUCAGGCAAAUAAAUAAUAUACAGAAGACUGAUUUAAAUGUCACAGAAAUCAGUCUUUGCAGUACUUUAACUACACACAUUUUAGUAAGCCUUUGUUAUUAAGCUGUCAUCCUUCAUAUUUCUUGUUGGGAAAACAAAGAUUCUGUUUCUCAGUAGAUUUUGUAACUUCUCCUUUUGCUGUUUAUUAAUGUGGGCAUUUGGUUACUUCAAAAAUAAUAUUUUUGCUGUUUUGGCAGUGAUCCCAUUCCCAUAUUCAACAGGAAUCCCUGCCUAGGCUGUUCCUUUACCAUCUCUGAAUAUGGCACACAAGCCAGUACAGAUACAAUAGAGUCUAUAACUAACUCCAUUCUGAGUGUACCAUUUUCCCUGUGUAUCCACUUUCAUCAUAUUCCUCCUCUUACCAGGAAAGGUAAUAGCAUGGGUCUCCUCUGCGACAGACACCUAUGCUGCCAGCAGGAGAUAUUUCCAUGCCAUAUGGUUAUUUAUACCUUAAAAGAUCAAUUGUGCAAGCUUCAUAAAGCAGACCAUAACCCAGAAGUACAAAAGUGAAAGACCAGAAUAACUUCUAUGGAGUGGCAGCAACCACAAAGCCAUUCUGCUAGUUAGUACAUGUUUUCUAAUUACACCUCCGCUCCAAAAAAAAAAUCACUAUCUUAAUUCUCAUCCGUUAACAUUACAGACUAAAUCCUAUUCUCAGUGCGUGGUACAAGUAAUUGGGCUGUUUGAUGAGGAUUUCCUUGGGGUUUAGAUUUAAGGAAUCCUCCCCCACUCAAUUUUGUAUGUUCCAUGAUUGCCACUUCAGCCUCAGGUCCAUUGCCCAGGGUACUCUACAGGUGUGGAGGAAGAUGGGGGGGAUGGAAGGGGGUGUGGAUCUAUUUGUUCCCAGUGAAAUACUGUAUCCAAGCUCCACAAUGCAUAUUUUCUUACAGUUUUUGGAAACUGACCACCCCCUUGUAUCUGAGAUGGAGGGAGAGAGUUUAUCCCUAUAAGGAGCUAAUUCUGCAGUUCAAAAAUCCAGCAAAUUCUCAUUGACUUUAAUAGCAGUUUUGUCCAUGUAUGGAUUGAAGAGUUGGUCCCAAAGCAUACUCUAAAACCACCUAGUCAUAUAAAGUAGGAAUUAUUACCAUUACCAAUAACUAUUGCUGUUAAAGUCGAUGAUGACAGUUGACUUCAUAAUUAAUAUUAAAGUGUUUUUUUCAUGGGAGUUCUUUUAGGCCUUGAUUCAGCAUAGCACUUAAGCAUAAGCUUAACUUUAAGCAUAUCAGUAGUCCCAGUGACGUCCAUAAUACUAGUUGCCUACUUAAAGUUACACGAGUGCUCAAGUCCUUUGCUGAAUUGAGUCAAAUUCUGAGGUGGUGUAUAAGGAGAUACAAGUUAUGUCAGAAAAACCUCAAGGUGGCUAAACUGGUGUAAUUUACAUGCUAUGCAACUGGAAGAGAGUGAAAAUUACAUAAAUCUGGGCCUUCUCUGUACUGAGAUUAGGACUUUCCUGCCUUGUUUAUUCAGAUAAUGUCAUUGACAUUGAUUGUCCUAGCCAUGAGAAUCAACUGACUAGGAUUUGACUCCUAAUCUGGUGAAAACCUGUUAUUAAUAUUCAAUCUCCAUAUGCAUGUGUUUAAAUUGUUCAUUUACAAGUCUUCUUUGUGUCUCUUUUCCGAUAGUAUUAGUUAUGGGUAGCUAUGCAGCCCAAACAUAUAA